Molecule: messenger RNA, 1035 nt
Organism: Dendrobium catenatum
Lineage: Eukaryota; Viridiplantae; Streptophyta; Magnoliopsida; Asparagales; Orchidaceae
Exons: 2
Coding region: 94-822 (242 amino acids)
Source: RefSeq, a predicted model, not a curated record
GUCGUCAGAUUUGGAAAGCGGGAUAGAAGGUAGAAGCAAACGAGUUGAGAAUUCCAAAGCCCGCCCCUCUCUCUCUCUACGACUUUGUCGUCAAUGGCUUCCUCUUCGUGGUCUCUGGAGAUCGCCGGAGGAGCAAGCAAGCCGGUGUGCUUCGGUCGCGACCUCCCGCAGAGGACACGCCGUCGUUUCUCUUCGCUGCGGCUUAAUCCACCGCUGCGGCGGAGGCAAACCGCGGCGGCGGCUUUGGAGUUCCACCCAACACCAAGUAUAUCGCCGCCGCCGGUGAGGAUUGAUUCGUUGACUACGUUCGCCGAACGGGCGAGAGAUGGACGUGAUCGGAUCACGCCGCAGAAGUUGGAUGACUGGAUGCGAGAGUCCGUUGGAGAGAUUGUGAGGAACAUUGGAAAAGCCCCUUUUCUGGUGCGGAUUUUCUCCGACGAAUCUGAAUCGAAGCAGAUUAGUUCGACGAUUGAGAAGGAAGACGCGACGGCGGAGAGCUGGUUGGGGAUCAAGAAGCGUUGGGAACAGGAAAGCUCUGUUCCGGAUGGGGUCAUUCUGGUGGAAGAGCUGGAUGCCGAGGAAGAUGAAGAAGGUGAUGAUGUAGCUGCGUCCAAUGAGGAAGGAGGUGACCGUAGCAACGUGAGAUGGGGAGUGGUGAUCCAAGGACGGGGGAUGGAUUGCUCGGCAUGCUAUAUACUGGAUACUUCCAAGGUACGAUCUUCUAUGGGGUUCUGUACGCAUUUCUGCUUGGUGAGAGCUAAAUGUUUUGGAGAUCCGGUGGGAGUACAGCUUAAGAAUGCUUGGCUGCAGUCUGAGAGGUAGAAGAUGAAAGCUUUCAGCUGCUUGUGUUGAAUGACUUGAACCUUUUGAUUCCUUGAUAGAAUCAUUUAUGGAAUUGGGAAUUGUGUAUAGAACAUAGCUUUUGAUUCAAUUUACAUAUUUCAUUUCUGUGAAAUUUGUUUUAAUCAUUUUAUCUUUGUAAUUUGAUGUGGAAGAUAGAUUUGUAUUAUGAUUUACAUUUCACUGAAAUUUCAA